AUGGCUGCAAUAAGGAGUUCCCAGGCACACCCAUCCCCAAGCAAGGAUUCCACACAGGGACGGAAAUCAGCCCUGCACAACAACGGCCCUGACUCUGAAGCUUCCCGCCAGCGCUUCCGGCAGUUCUGCUACCAGGAGGUAGCUGGUCCACAUGAAGCUUUUAGCAAACUCUGGGAACUCUGUUGUCAGUGGCUGAGGCCUAAGACACACUCAAAAGAGCAAAUCCUGGAGCUGCUGGUUUUGGAGCAGUUUCUGACCAUCUUGCCAGAAAAGAUCCAGAGCUGGGUGAGGGAGCAGUGUCCAGAAAAUGGUGACGAAGCUGUGGCUCUGGUUGAGGAUGUACAGAGAGCACCUGGGCAGCAGGUCCCGGAAUCUGGGAAGGACUUGAAAAUGCCCAUCGAGGAGACGGCCUCCUUGGGAGCAGCCAGAGAAUCACUGAGAUCCCACCUGAAACAGGGGGUUCAUCCAGAAGAAUGGACUGUGAAGGGGUCACGGAGCUCACCCCGGAGACCGUGGGGACAGUCAGAAGCCUGGCUUACUCUGCAGGCUCCCAGGAACCUUCCUCAGAGGAGGGGUCUUGGAGACCAGGAGACAGGUGCUGUGCUCCACAUAGCUGGGGCCCAGGGACGAGCCACGUGUGAGGACAGAGCCAUAUCCCUCUGUCAGGAAGGGCAGAUACACCUGGGCCCCGAACAGAGGGCCCUCUACAGGGAUGUUACACAGAAGAGGGAUCACCAUUGUCUCCUGGCAGCAAGUGUGCACUGGGGCUAUGAAGAGACCAAGACACUCCUGGCCAUUCUCAGUAAUUCUCAGUUUUAUGAAAAACUCCAGACCCAUCAGCAGAACAGCCAGGUCUCCAGGGCCUUGGUGGAACAACUCCAGGAGCAAAGCUUUCUGCAGACCCCAGAGCAGCAUCGCGCCAAGUUCAAAAGCCUGCAGUCGAGUUCCCGCAACAUGAGGAGAGGCUGUGUGCCUGAGCCUUGUAUCUUUUACGAGGAAACUGAUGCCCUUUCCAGCCCCUGGGCCUCUGCACCUACUAUGGCAAGCAGUGCUGUUCCUGGCCAAGAGGGAAGUGAGGCUAGAGAGCUGAGUCAGCAGAAUGGGGGGCCCACAGAGGCUGGAGAAUGUACCACCGUGGAUGGUGAGGACUGGGAGGAAGAGGAUUUCAGGGAUCCUGGCCAGGCGGUUAGGAGGGUUGGCCUGCCAGACCUGUUCCCAAACAGACGUGGUAUUGAGAUCAAAAGCGGGAUUACAAAAGAGAAUCGGAAAUGGGAUGAUACAGAGGAAGCAGAAAUGAACAAGCCUUUUCAGAGAAAGUCCAGUGAAGUCUUUUGGCACUCUGAGCUAAAAAGAGGCUGGGCAGGUGCUCCAGUGUCAAAAAGGCAACGAAGAUGUUCUCCAGGGGAGAGUGAGGAGAAACCCCCAUCCCAGAAGAGGAUGAGUCACCAGAGACUUCGUACUGGGGAAAAGGCCUGUACACAUUUCCUGUGUGGGAGAAACUGCUCUCAGAGUUUUCCCUCUCACCACCAGCCAGUCCCCAAAGUGGAAAAAGCUUCUAAAUGUCACGAAUGUGGGAAAAGCUUUAGCCGAAGUUCUUAUCUUGUUCGACACCAGAGAAUCCACACGGGAGAGAAGCCUCACAAGUGCAGUGAGUGUGGGAAAGGCUUCAGUGAGCGCUCCAACCUCACUGCCCACCUAAGAACUCACACAGGGGAGAGACCCUACCAGUGUGGGGAAUGUGGGAAAAGCUUCAACCAGAGCUCCAGCCUCAUUGUCCACCAGAGGACCCACACGGGGGAGAAGCCUUAUCAGUGCACUGUCUGUGCAAAGAGAUUCAACAACAGCUCCCAGUUCAGCGCUCACCGGCGAGUCCACACUGGGGAGAGCCCAUACAAGUGCGGGCAGUGUGGGAAAAGCUUCAACAACGGCUCCCACUUGAGUGCCCACCAGAAAACCCACACGGGAAAGCCUUACCAGUGCUCUCGGUGUGAGAAAAUCUUCACUAAGAACCCUGCCCUCAUCCACCAUCAGGGGGUGCACACAGAAGAGGUUCCCAUAUCACAGGAAGGAAGGCAUGUGCUAUAAGUGUGGAAGAAACCCGACGGAUUAAUUCCUUACGUCAACAUGUGUUUCUCGGCGCUUCCUUCUGCUUGUGGAGAGUUCUACUGGGCAAUCCCCAGCUUAGCUAUAGGUUUAUUCUUAAGAACCACGUCCAGGAAUAGGAAUCAGGGUAAGAAUGCUGAACUCUUUCUGGCUCUGCAUGGGACUCCUGGGUCCUGUCUCAUUGUUGAUUUCAAUUCUGUUUGAAAGGAACAAGGCUACAGGAUCCAUAAUUCCUGCCAGGAAACCUGGGUAUGACUGUUCCCAACAAAGAAUGGGGGGGCUAGUGGCCUGAGCACUGUUUCUGGGCCAUGUCAGAGAAGAAAUUCUCCACCCUCAUGGGAAGCAUAUCUAGAAGUUAACAGCCUGGAUGUAUUCUAAACCAACAACUGACCUCUGGCACCUAGUGUUAGGUACUACUGCUAACUUCAGAGCAGAUCACUACUCUGUAAUCCAGCCACCACCAAAGAAAGAAAAAAGGAAAGGAAGGAGAGGUUAAGCCACUGGGCAAUAUUAAAUCUGUUUCCCUUGGUGACGUAAUCUCAGAGCAAGGGUAACAUCUAGGUUAAUCUUUGUAAGAUUCCUCAUUUUACCAUCACCUCCACCCCAGUUCCUGGUUUAUUGUCUCUUAUAGUUAACACUUUCUACAAGCUUAUAACCAUUACUGCUUCUGUUGACAAUAAAGGUGUUUCUCCCUCUA
This is a messenger RNA of Balaenoptera acutorostrata (minke whale), 2800 nucleotides long. It is a transcript of the gene ZSCAN32, whose product is annotated as zinc finger and SCAN domain containing 32. The record is from RefSeq and is a predicted model, not a curated record. Lineage: Eukaryota; Metazoa; Chordata; Mammalia; Artiodactyla; Balaenopteridae. Gene Ontology annotation, molecular function: RNA polymerase II cis-regulatory region sequence-specific DNA binding; DNA-binding transcription factor activity, RNA polymerase II-specific. Gene Ontology annotation, biological process: regulation of transcription by RNA polymerase II.